Molecule: messenger RNA, 4112 nt
Organism: Oryzias melastigma (Indian medaka)
Lineage: Eukaryota; Metazoa; Chordata; Actinopteri; Beloniformes; Adrianichthyidae
Gene: slc24a2b
Product: solute carrier family 24 member 2
Exons: 10
Coding region: 372-2255 (627 amino acids)
Biological process (GO): calcium ion transmembrane transport; long-term synaptic potentiation; long-term synaptic depression
Cellular component (GO): membrane
Molecular function (GO): calcium, potassium:sodium antiporter activity; calcium channel activity
Source: RefSeq, a predicted model, not a curated record
GCUCCUCCUCAGCUCAGGGAAGAAAAUCCAACUGUGGAUUUACUGUCAGGACCUGCACUUUGAUGAUCAUUCGGGAUUGCUUUAAUUUCAGAAUCAAUCAUUUGGAAUAUUUCCUCAGCAUCUCUGGAUCACCAGCGGAGAACUUCAAAACAAGAUCAUCCAGCGUGAGAAUAAUAUGAGGAAGCCUUUGAACAUUUUGAAUUCUGGAAUAGGACUGGGCCUCCACUGUUCUUAGAGCUGGAAGCAGCAUGCAAACUAACCGGUGAGCCGCCGCGGCCUGUCAAGCCCCCGCCAAAGUAGCCACCGGCACCACCUGUCCAGCCCUGGGGGGGAAAUCCAGACCUUUCCACUCUACCUGACCGCCAAACACCAUGGAUGUCAUGUUACCCAUAAGAAAUCAAGACAUGAUAGCUUGGUCCUGCUCUGAUCCUCUCCUGGGUCCUCACAGUAGCAGCAACAGUCGUGGCCACUAUCAGAGGGUCAGGAGGAAGCUGCGACCUGGACGGAUUUUGGGCUUUGUCAUCAGCCUGGUGGCCGCCUGCACAGUUUGUUCCCUGAGUGCCUUAUCAUUAGCCACAGCUGUAGCCUCUGAGCUGAAAUCGGCUGCUGAGGUCUCAGCCAAUGCAGCGGUACCACAAAGAACUCUUCUGCAGCACCAGAACCUCUCCGCAGCCCCAGAAGACACCCCAGUGGCCAUGAAGUCCUCAGACCUGGAGCUGAAUCAAGGGGAUUAUCCAACAGACUUUUUCAGCGUGGAGGACAGACGCCAGGGCUUUGUGGUGCUUCAUAUGUUUGGAAUGUUGUACAUGUUCAUAGCCUUAGCCAUAGUUUGCGACGAGUUCUUUGUCCCAGCACUCACUGUCAUCACAGAAAAGCUGGAGAUUUCGGACGACGUUGCUGGAGCCACCUUUAUGGCAGCAGGGGGCUCCGCUCCAGAGCUCUUCACUUCGGUCAUAGGGGUGUUCGUCUCACACAGCAAUGUGGGCAUCGGUACCAUCGUGGGAUCGGCCGUCUUUAACAUCCUGUUUGUGAUUGGGAUGUGCGCCCUGUUUUCCAAAGAGGUACUGAACCUCACCUGGUGGCCUCUGUUCAGGGAUGUUUCCUUCUACAUCAUUGGCUUGCUCAUGCUCAUCUACUUCUUUCUGGAUAAUCAAAUCACAUUGAGCGAAAGUAUCAGUCUGCUGCUGUGCUACUCCUGCUAUGUGACCUUCAUGAAGUUCAACGCCAAAGUGGAGUUCUUCAUCAAAACCAAACUGGGCAGCAACCAAGUGGAUGAGCUGGAGGCUUCCCCCAAGGUGACUGCAUCUGGAGAUGAUGAGAACAAGCUAACCGCCAAGCCCAGACUGCAGAGGGAGGGCAGUUGUGCUUCUCUUCACAACUCUCUGAUGAGAAACAGCAUCUUCCAGCUCAUGAUCCACACUCUGGACCCGCUCAGCAACGAAGGGGGUUUCAAAGAGAAAGCAUCAAUCCUUCACAAAAUGGCCAAGAAGAAGUGCAAGGAUGAAGGAGUCACAGCCAACGGUGUAGUGGAGAGAAACACCUCCAAUAGUUCGAAUGUUGCAGUUGAAGUCACUCCGCCCAUGAAUGGAGUUGCUGGAGGAGAUCAGGGUGGGGAGGAGGAUGACGACGAUGAAGGCCAGCCAUUAAGCUUGGCCUGGCCUGAUACCUGCAGGAAACAGCUGACCUACCUCUUCAUCUUACCCAUCGUCUUCCCCUUGUGGCUGACUCUGCCGGACGUCAGGAGAGAGAAUGCCGAGAGGUUUUUUCCUUUCACUUUUCUUGGCUCCAUCUGCUGGAUUGCUUUCUUCUCAUACCUGAUGGUGUGGUGGGCUCACCAGGUCGGAGAAACAUUUUGGAUCACAGAGGAAAUCAUGGGUCUGACCAUCCUAGCAGCAGGGACUUCCAUCCCUGACCUCAUCACCAGCGUGAUUGUUGCCCGGAAAGGCCUCGGAGACAUGGCCGUGUCCAGCUCAGUGGGCUCCAACAUCUUUGACAUCACUGUCGGCCUGCCGUUCCCGUGGCUCCUCUUCAACAUCAUCAAUGACUUUAAGCCUGUGGAAGUGAGCAGCAACGGCCUCUUCUGUGCCAUAGUCCUCCUCUUCCUCAUGCUCCUCUUCGUCAUCAUGUCCAUUGCAGCUUGCAAGUGGAGAAUGAGUAAACUUCUGGGCUUCCUCAUGUUCUUGCUCUACUUUGUCUUCCUGGUCGUCAGUGUCAUGCUGGAGGACAAAAUCAUCAUGUGUCCUGUCACCAUCUGAGACGCGUUUCCUGGAAGCGCUCUUCGGGCGAAAGAGGUGCAAAGUGAUGAACGUCUCACAUGGGGACAGCACAAUCUACACUGAGACUGGUGAAGCACAGCUUUAUUUAUUAGUUAAGUCAAUCAAGAACCAAUUUUCAUUUACCACGCAUGCAUGAGGAGAACAUGCACUCAGAACGGACCCAGCUGGGAUUGAACCACCGCCCUCUCAUUGUGAGGAGAGAGUGCGGACCACUACACCACUAUGCAGCCUGUUCACAUGCAGCAUGAAUGUUUAAGGACGGCAAACAGACAGUUUCAAUGUGGAGACCAUGUGACCACACUGAGGAAACACUGAAGGAAAGGAUGGACAGACAUGGAUCCAGGAUGGAAAGCAGAGGUUUUCCAGACGGGUUUGCUUUCCUGAACAGUGUUGUAGCUGUAGAGUAUCAGAAGAACUUGACAUGGACGAAAGGGGCAUCCACUUUAAAGACGUGAGGUGCUCAUGUCACUAAGCAUGUGACUGUGCUUUGAGAGUCGCAGUUUGUCUUCAGCAGAAGUAGCAAUGAUGAUUUUUAGCAUUUAGAGCGCAUUAAAGACUGAAGAUUGACGACUGGCAGGUUUCCAUGGUUACACGUGCACAUCCCUCCAGAUGGAUUUGGUUUCUACAGUCCCUGAUGAGCAUGUGAACAUCCCUCUGUCUGCUCUGGAUGCCUUUCCAAGCACAUGUUCAGAGGUGGAAUCUUGGGCAGAAGAUGAAAGGCGUCUAUUGUGUGUAUGUUCUUCUAUUUCUUCAACUUUGUGAAAUGACACUAUGAUUUAUGUAUUCAUGUACUCUUGCUAUUCUUUUGAAUAUGAAGGCUCCAGAUCAUCUCAGUUGAGUGUUUUGGUCAGUUUGGACUACAAAGCAGGCUCCACACACGGUCGGUGGAACCAUUCAGAACCACUCUAAUCCACUAAACUCACAUUUCUAGAUCCACACGUUCUCAAAGUUUUCCUGUCUCAACAGUUAUAGGUUGUGUUUUGGUUCGUGAAACCAUGACUAUAACUUAAGUAAGGAAUGAAAUUAUUCAGAACUCUGAUCGAAUUAUUACAGAAACUUUUUUGCACCAAUGGAAACAUUUUGUAUUAUUGCGUAUUUUUUCCUUUAAUUGAUAGAAAUUUACAACUAUUAACUGCAGUCAGAGAAAACUGAGAAUUAAACCACAAUUGUUGUUUAAAUGUUAAAUAAAACAACACUUUUCCUCUUAAUCUCAGCAAAAGCUCUUAUGUUUAUCAUUUGAUCCAUUUGAAAAUGUUAUAUAUUUUGACUACAUAGAUUUCAAAAACAUAAACUGACUGACGUAGAUGUAAGAAGUUUUGCACUACGAGAGCUGAAGGGAAAAUAACUGAAGUUGGAUUUGUGCUCUGAUAUGAAGAUAAAACUUCACUUAUUUUCAUUUUCCAAAGACUUUAAUUCUUUGUUUGGAAACCUGGUUCUGAUUGAUCCAUUUCAAACUCCAGGAAGUCUAUUCAACUCCUGUGCUGUGUUUAACACAAAACAUUUUUUAUGGUUUCCUAUGUCAUGUCUGAAUAAAUGUAACAUGUGUUUUCCACAGGAAUGGGUUGGACUCUUUAAAAAUGUUUUAUUGUGUAUUUGUAUCUAUACAGAAGUGUGUACAAUGGAGAUCUUUAUUAAUAUUUGUAGGUCAUCUCUUUUAUCUUAAGCACUUUUUUGUCAACCACUCCAUCAGAUGUAGUCGGUCUAUGCAGUAUCAUCUUUAACUCUUUCUUUCUCUCUCUUUUACUUCCCUUGUGUGUUAUGUAUGGAAUAAUAUUCAUAUACUACUUGAAUCAUGUACUAUACUGUAAAACAUAUAUUAUUCCUCUCUGUGUAAAU